Messenger RNA from Cottoperca gobio, 522 nucleotides. RefSeq names its product small nuclear ribonucleoprotein polypeptide G (gene snrpg). The coding region runs from base 107 to 337 and encodes 76 amino acids. The record is from RefSeq and is a predicted model, not a curated record. Gene Ontology annotation, cellular component: SMN-Sm protein complex; U12-type spliceosomal complex; U5 snRNP. Gene Ontology annotation, biological process: spliceosomal snRNP assembly; mRNA splicing, via spliceosome. The transcript has 4 exons. Lineage: Eukaryota; Metazoa; Chordata; Actinopteri; Perciformes; Bovichtidae. Gene Ontology annotation, molecular function: RNA binding.
AAAGAACUUCCGGACUCAGCGCACGUUUUCCUUCCGCGGUAUUGUGAAAACGACCAAACGACGAACAUCCAAGCAAACGGGUCGGCUUUAAUAAAAUACAUUCAAAAUGAGCAAAGCACAUCCUCCAGAGUUGAAGAAGUUCAUGGACAAGAAGCUUUCAUUGAAGUUGAAUGGAGGCAGGCAUGUGCAGGGCAUCCUGCGAGGGUUCGACCCCUUUAUGAACCUGGUGGUGGAUGACUCUCUGGAGUUUGGCCCAGGAGGACAACAGAACACCAUUGGCAUGGUGGUCAUCAGGGGAAACAGCAUCAUCAUGUUGGAGGCCUUGGAGAGAGUAUGAGAGAAGAAAGUGAUCCACACUUUUUUUUUUUUUUUACAUUGUUAUUUUGUUUUUAGUUUGAAAGAGGCAAAUAUCUUUUGUCUUUGAAUUGUAACUGGUCUAUCUGAUUUCCAUUGACAUGGAUGUUUUGUUUGGACAUAUUUUGAAUUGCUUAAUCUUGUGAAUAAAUCAGUUUUUUCUUUGUA